UAUUAUAGUUUGAAAUAUCCACUUAUUGAUAUAAACAUUUCUUCGGGCCUAGACUCCUAUAAUCAAAGUGAAGAUUUUAAUAUAAAAGCUACAGAUACAUUUUUUUUUUAUAUAACUACCGCUUAUCGUAAUCGUUUAUAAAGUGGUUGUUUUCCUAGAAAUGUAUUUUUUUACUAAAUUAAAGUGGAUAUUGAUAUUUUGUAGAUAACGUUAAUCAGUUGAAACUUAACCCAUAUAUAUAAAGUUAAACGUAAACGUUUGUUGAUGAUUCCGAAUAAUAUAUCUUUUAUUUGCAAAGUACAGCGCCUUAUAUUAAACAGUUGAGAACUUUUUAUAAUAAAUUUUUUAACGAAUUUCUAGUACUAAACGAAAUGUUUUUUUUUUUUAUUUUUUAACCAACACGUUUUAAUUAAAACAGUAACAUAAUACGUUAAUGCCGAGGUUACAAUAUGGCAAUUCACAUUUAAAAUAUUAACUUAAGAAUUACAACUAUUUCUUUAUUAAAUUAAAUAAUUGUAUAUUUUAUAAUUGUAGAAAUAGAAUUAUCCAUGUAAAAUAAUUUAUGUUAAUUAAAACACGAUAUUUUCGUAUUACCAUUUCAGAUUUGAUGAGAUUGUAAUUAGCAUUUGUUUAAAACGGCGAUGAAUCAAUUAGAAAUGACGUUUUAUCCUUGUACUUCUCUCAAAAAUAUGGCAACCACAUGGAAAUUAUUCAUAGCAUUAAUAAAAUAUGUUAUCAGAUUUCACUAUUAAACUACGAUUUUUGUUUUAACGAAGGAAUAUCGAUAAUCACUAAACGACGGUCAUUAAUUUCCUCCAACACUUUAAAAAAAUGUUCUAAAUCGUCCUUCGCGAAUAGACUCGUAACGUAAAGACUGGUAAUACAAUUCAGCGUAUUGGCUUACAACAUUCAUUAAUUUUCUAUAUUUGCGUAACAUAAUACGGUAGCUUCGUCCUAUUAUUAUUAUUAUUAUUUUUAGCAUGAGAAAAUUCCGUAGUGGUACUAAUCAAUCAAAUAUUUAUCCUAAUUGGGAAAUUGCCGAUUGAACAAAGGCGACGUUUUAUGUACAAAAGCUUCCUUGUUAAGAGAGAAUCGAUGAAAAUAAACAAUUGGAGUUGAAACUAUACAGAAAUCAUGCGUGGUCUCCCAGAUUUGACCCCUCUCGUAAUUCGACACCAAAGAUCUCACCAGUGUUCGUAGUUCUUUCGAUGAUGAUGAUUUCCAGCGAAAUUUAAGGUCGCCUUUUGCUCGGAAUCGACGACCUUUUUAGAAUCACUCGUGGUCGGAGGUAAGUAAAAGUAAAUCAAAUGCCAGCAAUCCGAGGUAAGAAUUAUUUUUUCCUCUCUUUGUAAGACACUAAGUUCGUUUGUGCCUUCAACUUUUAUCAAUCUUAAAAAAAGACGUAGCAUUAAAAUUAACAAGAGGUUAAUAAUAUAUAUCCGGUAUUAUUUUAUCUUUGAAUUGGUAUAACAAAAUUCUCAAUCUGUCUUUUUUUUCCCCCCAUUUAAUAGGAGCUAUUGAUUCGACAUUCACCCCAAUUUAGACCGACUUAAGUCAUUGAAGACACAACAGAAGAAAACGUGAAGCCCAAGAUGGUUUGUACUUAUGUGGACCGGGCGGUCUCCGGAGCAUUCGGCAAAACCGGGAGUUUCGUCGGCAGACAUCCUUGGUAUUUCGUUUUGCUUCCUCUGGGAUUAUCCGUUCUACUGGCCACGGGUUUCCUCCGAAUCAACGUGGUAAUCGGUAUCGAACAUCUGUACGCUCCCGUCGACGGAAGAACCCUGGACGAUAAACUGCUGGCCACCGAGCUUUUCCCCAUGAACGUCUCUUCUAAUUUCGAUUUGGGCCGAAUGACGAGGACGGCGAAAUUCCUCAUCGUGUUGAUCACCGCAAAAAAUGGCGGCAACGUCCUGACGAAACCCGUAAUGGAGGAAUGCGUCCUGUUGGAUAAGGCUAUUCGAGCUCUGUCCGUACCAGCGGAUGGAAAAAACUUGACUUACGAAGACGUCUGCUCUACGAAGAGAGGGAGAUGCGUUAAAAACGACCCCGGAAUAUUGGCCGAAAGCAUAGACGAGGUGCUUCGAGGAAAAAAGAAGAUCAAAUACCCAAUUUACAUCGACGAAAGAACUUACAGUUUCGUUUUUUAUGGCACCAUAUUGGGAGGCGUCGAAUUAGAUUUCGAAGACAACGUAAAAUCGGCCGAAGCCUUUCGUUUCCUAUAUUAUUUAGACGACGGCGACGGCGAAAGAAAUAGACUGUCGACGUUGUGGGAUGCGAAAGCGGUCGAAUAUUUGGAAACUCAUUCGGGCGAAAAUAUCGACGUCAAGUGGUUUUCCAGAUGGUCUUACAGCAGAGAACUGAAGAAAGUCACCAGAUCGACCGCUAAGCUGCUGGUCGUCGUCUUGGUGUUGGUCGUCGUUUUCAACUUUUUCCUAUUUAUGAACAAGAGAUGGACUCGAAGCAAACCGUGGUUAAGUGUGGCCGCCGUCUUCUGCGUGUUGUUGUCUAUCGCCGCGGCCUGGGGACUGUGCGUUUAUUGCGGAGUGGAAUUCACCAGUGUGGUCGUCUUCGAUUUUUUCUUGACCAUGGGUCUCGCAACGAAAGACACGGCCGUGUUGAUAUCGGCUUGGAGAAGAACCGAAGCCACCGAAACUGUGGAUAAAAGACUGGGAAAAGCUUAUUCCGAAGUAUUCGUGUCCGUUACUAUGGUGUUUCUGAUAUCUUUAAUUUGCUUCUUAGUAGGAUUGGCGGCUCCGUUUCGGGCCGCGAAAAUAUUUUGUACUUACGCCGCUGUGACCAGCCUCUUUUUCUUCUUGUACGAAAUUACGUUUUUGGGAGGAUGCUUGGCUCUCAGCGGAUACAGAGAGAGGAAGAAACUACAUCCUCUGAUUUGCGUCACCGUCACGUCAAAAAAAUCUAACAGAGAUGGAAGAUGCUCUCUCUUCUGUUGCACGGAAAACGGAGAAUGCGGAACACCCGAAGAAGAUUUCUUUAUUUCCUUUCGUGUAUGGGAGAAAUAUGUAUAUUUCGUACAAAAACCCCUGAGUAAAAUUGUAGUUUUUCUCUUGUACGCUGCCUAUUUGGGUGUCGCUAUCUGGCAGUGCACGAAAUUACGAGUGGCGUCGGGAAUCACCGAUCCCUUUCCUUCGGAUUCUUACAUUACGACUUACUACGAACGUCAUUAUAAAUAUUACACCGCUUAUCCUCACAGAGUGCAAGUAAUAAUAGACACUCCGUUGAACUAUUCGGAUCCCGUAACUCAGAAUAAAAUAGAAGAAGUUAUGCAAAGCUUUGAAAAUUCUACUUACGCCACGGGCGCCGUGUCGUCCUGUUGGCUGAAGAUCUUCUUAAGUAUAGUCAAUAAUCCCAAGAAAAAUUGGUUGUUCAGAAGUUACGAUUUUUCUCUGGAGGAAGAAUUUAUCUUCGUACUAAAAAACGUGUUUUUCAAAUUGCCCAUGACUGCGGAUAUAGCGACCGAUGUCGUUUUUAACGAAGAGGAGACUCAAAUUUUGGCAAGUAGAUGUUUUUUUCAGACCCGUAAUAUUAACGAUGCCGAAAGCGAAAAAAUGAUGUUGGAAGACUUUUAUAGGAUCGCCGACGACUCUCCCAUCCCCGUUCGAUUUACCAGCAUGCUAUUUCGCAUGUACGAACUGGCAACUAUCAUACGACAACUAGUCUUAUGGAUGCUACCUAUAAGUUUCUGUGUCGUUCUAAUAGUGUUUUCCCUCUUCAUUCCUAACAUUCCUUGCAUAUUAUUAGGUUCUCUUUCCGUCACGUCCAUUCAGAUAGGCGUUUUAGGUUUCUCCAACCUUUGGGGAGUUAAAAUCAAUUCUUUCUAUUCGAUAAUAUUUGUCAUGUUAGUGGGAUUGUUAUCUAGUUAUCUCUGCCAUUUAUCUUACGGUUUUUCUGCCUCGGACAAAAAUCCUAAACACAGAAUGAUAUUCGCUCUAAAAUCUCGAGGAACAGCCAUUAUCCAAAAUACUCUUGUUUUGAUAAUCUCACUGGCAUUUUUAUUGUUAGUCACUAAUCAGGUGUCGAUAACAUUUUACAAAAUGUUCUUUUUGGCAGUGGUUUUCGGUUACGUUCAUGUUUUGCUAGUUCUUCCCCUUCUAUAUUCCUUAAUUUUUGGAUUUCGUGGUAAUGGAAACAGAUCUUUGUCGAAUCUUUAUCAGAUGAACGAGAUAGCUGCUAAAGAUCUUCUUAAAACGUGAAAUGAUUAUUGCAUA
This is a messenger RNA of Centruroides sculpturatus (bark scorpion), 4226 nucleotides long. Its product is annotated as patched domain-containing protein 3-like. Gene Ontology annotation, cellular component: membrane. The record is from RefSeq and is a predicted model, not a curated record. Bases 1593 to 4211 code for a protein of 872 amino acids. NCBI's taxonomy places the organism in Eukaryota, Metazoa, Arthropoda, Arachnida, Scorpiones, Buthidae. The transcript is spliced from 6 exons.